AUGCCAGCCAACCUCACGGAGGGCAGCCCCAGCCCCAACGGGACCACGCGCUCGCCGGAUUCCCACGCGGCCAGCUGCUUCCCCACAACUUUCCCAGAGGUCGUGGGAGAGGAGGAGGAAUGGGGCUCCUUCUACUCCUCCUUCAAGACUGAGCAGUUGAUAACUCUGUGGGUCCUCUUUGUCUUCACCGUCGUUGGAAACUCCCUUGUGCUGUUCUCCACCUGGAGGAGGAAGAGGAAGUCGAGAAUGACCUUCUUUGUGACUCAGCUGGCCAUCACAGACUCCUUCACAGGACUGGUGAACAUCUUGACAGAUAUCAUUUGGCGAUUCACCGGGGACUUCAUGGCACCUGAUGUGGUGUGCCGAGUGGUCCGCUACCUGCAGGUCGUGCUGCUCUACGCCUCCACCUACGUCCUGGUGGCCCUCAGCAUAGACAGGUACCAUGCCAUCGUCCACCCCAUGAAGUUCCUGCAAGGAGAAAAGCAGGCCAAGCUGCUCAUCGUGACCGCCUGGGGCCUCUCCUUCCUCUUCUCCAUCCCCACCCUGGUCAUCUUUGGGAAAAGGAAGCUCUCCAACGGUGAAGUGCAGUGCUGGGCCCUGUGGCCCGACGACUCCUACUGGACCCCGUACAUGACCGUCGUGGCCUUCCUGGUGUACUUCAUCCCCCUGACAAUCAUCAGCGUCAUCUAUGCCAUUGUGAUCCGAACAAUUUGGAUGAAAAGCAAAGCCCAUGAGACGGUGGUUUCCAACUGCUCCGAUGGAAAGCUGUGCACCAGUUACAACCGAGGGCUCAUCUCAAAGGCAAAAAUCAAGGCCAUCAAGUACAGCAUGGUCAUCAUUCUAGCCUUCGUCUGCUGCUGGAGUCCCUACUUCCUCUUCGACAUGCUGGACAACUUCAGCCUCCUUCCGGACACCCAGCAGCGCUUCUACGCGUCCGUGAUCAUCCAGAACCUGCCGGCCUUGAACAGCGCCAUCAACCCCCUCGUCUACUUCACGUUCGGCAGCUCCUUCUGCCUCGCCCGCAGGGAGCAAAGGUCACGGGAUUCCAGAACCACAGGGCGGGAGAGAAUCCAGAGGCACGAAAUGCAGGUCCUGCCCAACCCAGCGUUCAUCUAGACCCGGGCAGGGGCAGGGCUGGCUGAGCCCACAGC
Molossus molossus (Pallas's mastiff bat) is the source of this 1151-nucleotide messenger RNA. RefSeq names its product neuropeptide S receptor 1 (gene NPSR1). Lineage: Eukaryota; Metazoa; Chordata; Mammalia; Chiroptera; Molossidae. Gene Ontology annotation, biological process: neuropeptide signaling pathway; positive regulation of release of sequestered calcium ion into cytosol. The transcript has 9 exons. Bases 1 to 1116 code for a protein of 371 amino acids. Gene Ontology annotation, molecular function: vasopressin receptor activity; neuropeptide receptor activity. Gene Ontology annotation, cellular component: membrane; cytoplasm. The record is from RefSeq and is a predicted model, not a curated record.